UCUGCUCUUCUUUAAUUACUUUGCUGAACAGAGAGAGUUUAGUGCAUCCGCUCAGCUGGGGCAAAUCGGCAGUCAUCUUUGACUAGCCUAAACUCACGUAUUUGUUGCUUUUUAAGUUGUGCAAAGGAUCUUUUCUCGAACAAGGGGGGCUAAGUAAGAAAUCGAGAGAUUUCUGAUAAUUUCUUUGGUGUAAAUCGACGUGAAAUAAAAGACAAUGACUCAGUUCAACAAGGGCCCUGCAUAUGGUUUAUCAGCCGAAGUGAGAAGUAAGAUCGCUCAGAAGUACGACCUGCAGAAGGAGGAGGAGCUGAGGUACUGGAUUGAGGAUGUAACGGGCAUGCCAAUCGGAGAAAACUUCCAGAUGGGAUUGAAGGAUGGUGUCAUACUGUGCGAGCUUAUUAAUAAACUUCAGCCAGGAUCCAUUAAGAAAAUCAACCACUCCAAACUUAACUGGCACAAGCUUGAGAACCUGGGCAACUUCAUCAAAGCCAUUCUUGCGUAUGGCCUGAAGCCUAACGACAUCUUUGAAGCCAAUGAUCUAUUCGAGAAUGGGAACAUGACUCAAGUUCAGACCACACUUCUUGCCCUGGCCAGCAUGGCAAAAACCAAAGGUAUGGACACAAAAGUCGACAUUGGUGUAAAGUAUGCGGACAAGCAGACCCGUAACUUUGAUGAUGAGAAAAUGAAGGCUGGUCAAUGUGUGAUUGGACUGCAGAUGGGGACAAAUAAAUGUGCUAGUCAGGCUGGAAUGACCGCUUAUGGCACCAGGAGACAUCUGUAUGACCCAAAGACUCAAGCAGACAAGCCUUUUGACCAAACCACAAUCAGCCUGCAGAUGGGAACUAAUAAAGGAGCAAGCCAGGCUGGCAUGUCGGCCCCCGGCACCAGGAGGGAUAUUUUCGACCAGAAAGUGGCUGUCCAGCCUCUGGACAACUCCACAAUCUCGCUGCAAAUGGGCACCAACAAGGUGGCCUCUCAGAAGGGCAUGAGCGUGUACGGGCUGGGCAGGCAGGUGUACGAUCCCAAAUACUGCGCCUCCCCCACUGAGCCCACCAUCCACAGCAAUGGCAGCCAGGGCACCGGCACCAAUGGCUCCGAGAUCAGCGACAGCGACUACCAGGCUGAAUACCAAGGGGAAUAUCCGGAUGAGUACCAGGCAGACUACCACAAUGAAUACAGAGCCCACUAUGACCAUGGGAUUGACUAUUAAACUGCAGGCGUACAGCACAGAUGAUUAUUUUUGGAAUCCUUUCAUCAACAGAGCGAGGUUUUUUUUCCCUCGCUGGCCUUUUUUAUAUGACAAGAAACAGAUGUUAAGAGGAGUGUUUUUAUAUCAUCAUUCCUCUAUUGAUUAAACAGUAUUUUAUUAGGUAGGUAGACAAUAGACUAUAGUUUUAAAGUUUGGUCCUUUUAAAAGUUGAGAUGGGUUAGAGGAGAAAUGAAAGUAUUCGUCAAAUGUCAUUCAUGACACAUUAACCACAAUCUGUAUCCCUAGAUUUAAACUCAUUUUGAGCAUCAUUUGGUUUAGCAUUGUCAUUUCUAGCAUUUAUUGGAUGCAGAUUUCAUCAAGUUUUCAGACUGACAGCAGUGCAAAAAAAGACAUCCAGAAAGAUGAAAUGGUUUCCAGGCCAAUUUAAGCAUUGUGGCUUUUUAAGAGUGUUUUUUUUUUUUUUUUUUUUUUUACUUCUUGACUUUAAUUCAUUUGACCAAACAACACAUUGCUAAAUUGUGCCAUAGGCCCUUGUAUAUGUUUAGACCAAACCAUAUGUUCUUUUACGCUUCCCCCACUUCCCAAUCUUGUAUUUAUUGCCAGUAAUACUCAAUAGAGACCACAGUCCUGUUGAAUGGCUCUUGUUUUGUUUUUUAAAUAAAUAAAGUUUUUAAUUUUCCAGUCAA
This is a messenger RNA of Ctenopharyngodon idella (grass carp), 1896 nucleotides long. It is a transcript of the gene cnn3b, whose product is annotated as calponin 3, acidic b. Bases 215 to 1210 code for a protein of 331 amino acids. The record is from RefSeq and is a predicted model, not a curated record. NCBI's taxonomy places the organism in Eukaryota, Metazoa, Chordata, Actinopteri, Cypriniformes, Xenocyprididae. Gene Ontology annotation, molecular function: actin binding. The transcript has 7 exons. Gene Ontology annotation, biological process: actomyosin structure organization.